AUGGCGAUCCUCGGCGAGCGCAACGGCAGGAUGCACUCGCCGGAGAGCGUCGCCGCGGGCAGGUCCUUCGCGACGCGGCCGAGCGACGUCUUCAUCGUCACCUACCCCAAGUGCGGCACGACCUGGGUGAGCGCCAUCUGCCACUUCCUGCGCGUCGCCGGGGACCGGGAGACGCUGGCCGCGGACUUCGGCGAGAUCACCGAGGUCGUGCCGUGGGAUAUAGUAGCCCGCGACUGCGGCCAGGACCUCGACGCCGACCAGGUCGCGUCGCCGCGCCUCUUCAAGAGCCACGAGUCCUACGAGACCGUGGCCAAGGGCGGCCGGUACAUCUACGUCGCGCGAGAUCCGAAGGACGCGUUCUGGUCCUUUUACAAGUUCCUGCCGGCGUACAUGCAGUGCGGCCCGCUGAGCGUCGAGUGCUUCGCCCGGGGCAUCUUCGGCGGGCUGAGCCACAGCGGCGGCAUCUGGACCCACUUCGCGGGCUGGUGGCCCCGGCGGCGCGACGGUGACGUGCUCUGGGUCUGCUACGAGGACGUCAAGCGCGACCCGGCGCGCGAGAUCCGGCGCGUCGCGGCCUUCAUGGGCGUCGACGCCGACGACGCGACGGUCGAGCGCGUCCGCGCGGCGACGACGCUCGCGGCCAUGAGCGCCGACGGGUCCAAGUACGACGACCACUUCGUCUUCGGCAAGCUCCGCGCGCAGAUGGGCUUCCCGGACGACGCGGUCCACAUGGCGACGAAGGUGCGCUCGGGCCAGGUCGGCGGCUCCAAGGCCCUGCCGCCCAAGGUCGCGCGCAUGCUCGAGGACCGCUGGCGCGGCACGAUGCAGCGACGGACGGGGCUCGGGACCUACGCGGAGCUGCGGGCGAGCGUCGCUCAUUAA
Messenger RNA from Aureococcus anophagefferens, 882 nucleotides. RefSeq lists its product as hypothetical. NCBI's taxonomy places the organism in Eukaryota, Pelagophyceae, Pelagomonadales, Pelagomonadaceae. The record is from RefSeq and is a predicted model, not a curated record. Gene Ontology annotation, molecular function: sulfotransferase activity. The transcript has a single exon. The coding region runs from base 1 to 882 and encodes 293 amino acids. Gene Ontology annotation, cellular component: cytoplasm. Gene Ontology annotation, biological process: sulfation.